Thecamonas trahens ATCC 50062 is the source of this 1152-nucleotide messenger RNA. RefSeq lists its product as uncharacterized. The transcript has a single exon. The record is from RefSeq and is a predicted model, not a curated record. The coding region runs from base 1 to 1152 and encodes 383 amino acids. Lineage: Eukaryota; Apusomonadida; Apusomonadidae.
AUGACUCGAAUCGGAGCCCAUGGUCGUGAGGUCCUGCUCCCGCGCGGCUUUCCGGCGAGCGUCGGCGCCGGGUACAUCCCGUACUCGGCAUGGCACGCCGUCCACCUCGUCGCCGGAACGAUGACGGGCGUGCUCUCAAUGCAGGGCCUGCUAUUUGCUGUUGGCCUUGGCGCUGGAGCCAUUCCGCUUGCUGGAGCGCUCAACUUUGUGCUCAAGGACGGAAUCGGGCAGCUUGGUGGCGUGCUGUACGCCGCCUUCUCGUCGCGAUCGUUUGACGCCCAGCCCAAGUACCACCGCUACUCGUCGACGCUCCUGCUGCAGCUCUCGACCGGGCUCGAGGUCCUGGCCCCACUUGUCCCGGCUCUCUUCCUCCCGCUUGCCUCAGUGGCAAACAUCGGCAAGAACGUGGCCUACCUCGCCACCGGCGCCUCGCGCGCUCAGCUCAACAGGGCCUUUGCCAUCUCCGAGAACCUCGGCGACGUGACUGGCAAGGCGACGUCGCAGGCCAUCUCGGCCUCACUGAUUGGCACCGGCCUUGGCGUUGCUCUCUCUUCAGCCAUCGGAUCGGAUGCCACCUGGGUCGCCUUCUCCGCCUUUCUCCCGCUCUCGGCGCUCACGGUCUACGCCGCGGCGCGCUCGUCAGCGCACGCCGUGCUAACCACUUUUGAUCAGCAGCGAGCCGACCUCGCCUUUGAGCCACUGCUUGUUGCCUCGCCCGCCGCUUCGCCGUCCCUCGCAGCCAUCGCCGCGCCAGCCGCCGUCGCCGCACGCGAGUCGUUCCUUUCCCGCUACCGCGGCGAUACCGGCAUCGACAUCGAUCCUGCACUCACCCACAGCGACUGGAAUGAGAUCCAAGCCCAGCCGUCGAGCCUGGAUGUCUUUGAUGCACACAAGUACAUUGUACACCCAAGGCCUGACGGCUCGGUUGCACUCUGGUUUGACGUCGACGCUACCGCGCCACAGGUACUCCGAGGCUAUCUGCACGCGCGGGCGUUGCGGGCCAGCGCCACGGCGCUGGUGGAGCGGUUGCGGACUUGGUCUGACUCGGAGUUUACUGCCGCGCUUGCGGCUGCCGGCUGGGACGUCGACCAUCAGUACGUGUCGGGCGCCGAGGGCGCGCGACUCCGGAUUGACGGGCAGCCAGCCUCGUGA